GUGAACUAUAUUCGUUCCUUUUCCCAUGGCUGAGUUGCAAAAUGAACUGCGGUAGCGCUGAAAAUUCAUGGACCUAAUUCUCUAGAAGUGAAAUAGAGAUCACCAACAAUCCAAGUAGAGCGGGUGAAACACAGAACCACCGAUCAUCGUCAGAACUCCCAGCAAAUGGUUGAAUGCACAGUACAUAACAUACAUGGCAAUACUGCACUUAAUAGUGGCAGAUCUGAACGAAAAAUCUAGUAACAAAAUCUGAUAUUGCAUACUGUGUAUACCCUUGAUGAAUUAACAAUAGGCUAGGGGUUGGCAAGCGUGUUUGAAAAGAAAUAAAUAAGCAAAGCGACCAUGAAGUGACAAAUAAAAGCUGAAGAAACACAAUGCCGAGGUUCUAGGCGGUGAAAAUCAAGUGUAACGUCGUCGAUCGGUGGACAAGCCUCAAUAACAGUAAUACCGGCGUCUGUAUAACGGAUAAAAAAUUUUCCACGGCCGAAGGCAUGCAGACCUCGGUAAUCCGAGGCUUUAUGGGCUGACAUUUCGGCCUCUCGACUCUCGCGACUCUGAACUCAAUCCGCCGUCGUGCGGAGCGUUUUACCAUCAACCCAGUUCUCCCAGUGCCUAUAAAAUCGGAUAAUAAACAACUGUCCGUGUGAACAAGUGCGACGUAUCCUGCGUGAAGUAAAGCAAUUUCAACCUCCAUUCUCGCAUCAGGUGAUUCCUCCCCCGCGUCCCAGCCGAACAAUAACACUCUGCUGGCCGAAGGUGAAGCCAAAACAUGCUUCUGGUUGGGGACACGCUGCUGCCUUGAUCAGUGCACGUAAUACGUAGUUCCUACAUACUUUUUUUAAAAAUUUAUUCUCACUUCGCAUAUCACGAGUUUUUCAGUUUUGUGCUUUUCUCGCGCGUGUGUGUGCUCGAGUGUGGAUAUUGGAUAUUCUUAUUUUUAUUUCUUUUCAUCUUUUCGCUCCUGUGUUUCUUGGGUAUUUUUUUUCCAAUCUUUCUUGACGGACAAGAGAUCUAAAGAAUAUCUUGAGUUAAUCAUUGGAUGUUGUAUCGGUGGAAUUGUUAUCCUUAAUCAUGGAUGGAUUGAAAAACUAGACUGGCCAUGCUGCUCAGUGGUGAAAAAGUAUCAACAGCCGUUUGACGUCGUCGUCGCUCGUCUCCGAUAAUACGAAAAUGAAAACGGAGAAAAAAUCGAGCGAAGCAACGUGCGUUACGACCACCGUCGUCAAGGAGGAACCUGAUACAGAUUCGGUUAAAAUAAAGGAGGAGUCCGGGGUAGCAGGAACUGGCAAUAAUGAGAACACCAUCAGGGAGGAAUCGACGGAAUGCCAAAGGGAUUCAAACAUCGAUCCCAAUCACACGGAUGGCACUAUGUCUCAAGAAAAUCAAAAUAGUACUAAUAAUCAAUCCAUACUUGGCUCUGUAAAACAGGAAAAUGAACAGAACCAUCCUGGCGAUGAUCUGCAAAAUGACUGUGCAGCAAGCGUUGGACUCUCGUCUGACGGAAUUCAACCCCUAGUGAGCAAUGUGCUUGCCAAGCAAAUGGGCACUGGCACAGGCGGAGGGGAUGCUCAGUACAUGCAACAGCAGAGCCAGAUAUUUGUAUUUUCUACUAUGCUGGCAAAUAAAGGCGCAGAAGCGGUUUUGCAGGGACAAUUCCCAUCGAUAAUUGCUUAUCAUUGCGCACAGCCAGGCACCAAGAAGUAUCUGGAGAAACACCCUAGUAAGGUGAACCAGUUCAGACCAAACCCUGCCCAGUGGUUGAAUAAUCUAGCGAUGAUGAAGCAGAAAGGCCAACAGGGCGGGCCGAAUAGUGCUUUUCCCACCGAGCAGCCGCCGGACCUUCCUGCACUUGAACCUAAUGCGCCUCCGUUUUGGAAUGAGCAAAGUACAAUCAGAAACUUGAAUGGCAGUAGCUCAAUGGGCAACCCAGACUCCUCCCUCGACGAUAACAAUAUCGAUGUGCCUUGCCUUGUGCCGAACUCCCCUAACAACCCAGGUAAUUCUCAGCCACCAACUAGCACCGCAUUGGGCCACAGCCCAAGCCUCCUGGGGGCACCGAACAGUCCUGGUUCCUCAGGUCUGCAGCCUUCUCUGCAGGGUGUCAAGGUACCUGACGAGAAUUUGACCCCUCAGCAACGUCUGCACCGUGAAGAGCAGCUUGCCACUAUAAGAAAAAUGCAUAUGAUGCUUUUCCCCGAGCGCAAAGACGAAGGCCCUGCUGCUGGCAGCUUGGACCCUACCCAAGGGCCUCCUCAGGCACCUGCACAAGGCGCGGGGAAUGUUUCUAGCGGCCCUUUAGCAGGCCCGCCUGCCGUUGACUGGCACAAAUUGCAACACCACUUUUUUGACGGCAAAAAUAAGGUAGGGGUAGGCAGUCCUAACACUGCAACUUUGAGAGGGGCAGGCAUCGGACCGACACCACGUGGCCAGGGACCUCCGCCUCCUUAUCACCAGACAACGAGGUCGGCGAGCGUGCCAAUUGCCAUACAGAGCCCAAACCCAUCGUCGCCCAACAAUCCAACUAGCAACUUGUCUCUUCCUUCGCCACGUGCUAGUUCGGCCCUGAAUUCCCCGGCAGAUUGCAACAGGCAGUUUCAACUUGGAAACAAUGUACAAAGAUCUGGACAUCUCACUGGCCAGAGUCCUACGAGUCAGGAUUCUCCCAAUCCUGGAGCUGGCCCUCCCACUGGAGCACCAGGGCCUAGACUGAACCACAGCAACCCAGGGACCCCCAUCUCACAUUCACACCUUACUACCCUCAGUCCUAAUGGAGCCACAACUCAAAAGGACCCCCUUGACUUUCCAUCUAGUCAACCAUCUACCACAAUGGAUGGUAUGUUUUGCCGAACGUUGCAAUCGCUGGCACAGCAGAAACAGCAACAUGGUACAGCGGUGAACGCGAGCGGUGUCAAAGAGGCAAAUCUUAUGCCAGUACCCAGUCCUCAACAAAUUCAAUAUCUUAACACCUUUGAGGGGCAGGAACUCACGAUACAAAAACAGCCAAACACCAGUCUCAAAGACACGAAUUUGCCAACGAGUACGAGCAAUAGCAAUAAUGAUGUGCAAAACAGAAUGAUACCUGGAAAUAUGGAGAGCAGUAGUCAGUUCCCAACUAGAUCGGAAGGUGCAAGUCCCUCGAUGGAUGGGGUUAACAGGGGGUUCACGGGGCCGUUGCAUAGCCCGCAUACACCGGGUACUGCAACACCGCACACGCCGGUUGACACUAUGAAAAAUGGGAAUAAAACUAGCGCAACUACGACUACAAGUGCGCAAAACAGUCCGGCUCCUCACAAUACCAACAUUUCGGACAGCAUGGGACCCCCCAGGACGGUGCCUGCGUCACCGAACACUAAAGUAGACACUUCUCCACCAUCUGGCAAAGAGCAGCAGCAGCAGCAGCAGCAGCAGCAACAGCAACAACAGCAGCAGCAACAACAACAACAACAACAACAACAACAACAACAACAACAACAACAACAACAGCACCAGCAUUCAGGGAAUAGCGGUCCGCCUCUGGGGCCAGGAUUUCCAUGUAGUAGGCCGUCAGUGAACGUGAAUCAACCCGCGGAUAACGUUCCGUUAAAUCCGAACAACAUCGGCGGUAGAUUAGGCAGUCUUGGAGGAAUGAGUACGAAUCAUUUUGACCCGAUAACGUCGCUAGCUCAGAUGAGCCAGCAGCUGACCAACACUGCGGCUAGUAACGCUUUAGGCGGUGGUCCGGAUGGUCCUAUGCACUCUGGAAACACGGGGAUGAUGCCGUUCAAUCCACACGGUAUGCAGCACAUGAUGCAGAUGGGAGAGAUGAACGGGUGCCACAUGCCAGGGCCUGGCAGUGAGCCUGGUGACGUCGGGGGACUCUGCAUGGGACUCGGCGGACCGCCUGCCAGUUAUAGUCCCACUCCUCAUACCGGUAGUCCGGGUAUUAGCAACAAAAUGGGAAACCCGAUGAUGUCACACCCCAUGAUGCACCCUGGUCCUUAUCCCAACGACGGCCACGGCCCUCCGAGACACAUGGGACAUGGUCCUGGCCCUAGUCCUUACAACGGAGCUAAUGUUCAGGUAAAACCCAGCGCUCCGAAUACCAUCCAGUACCUUCCAGCGCGGCCAAACGUUGGGCACGCGCCACGAGGACCACCGAGCCUCGAUUUCCUUCAGAGGUUUACAAAUCCGUUAUCAAAUCUUGAGUCGAAGAUGUCUACACCGUCUGUGAACCUUCAGUAUUUUCCGAAUGGAUGCGUUCCCAAUAAUAUGGGACCACAUGCGGGAAUGUCAAACGUGAUGGGAGGGUUGCCGGGUAUGGGAGGACCUCCGCGAAUGGACGGACAACCAAUGAACAAUUCUGUUGGUGUUCAUCCCUCUAUGAGACCUGUAGGGAAUAUGAGACCACAGCCGAAUAUUAUGCGGAUGCAGCAUAUGGUCGGCGGUGGCGUUUUUCCCGGUAGCAUGAUGGAUCCAGACAAAGUCUUCCCGCCAGAAAUGGUUCCUCAGGUACAAAAUCAGCCAAACCCUGGCAUGUACGUCCCUGGGAGCAAGGGAAGUCCCAUGGGCCUCGGCCCUCCCGACGCCUCGCAGCCCUUGCCGCCGAGCAUGGGAGGCGCGACCAGCAAUUUCAAAAGCAGCCCGUUUGUCGGCGGCGGACCCAGCAUGUCAGACCCGAACUAUGCUCAGCAGUUUCACAACUUUCAACAGCAGCUUUAUGCGACAGGAACGAGGGGCAGCGGACCUCCACAUCCCAAUCUUCACCCACCGCCAAACUCCCACUCACAUCAGCAGUUCUUUAUGCCCAAGUAGUAAGUUGAGUUUAGUAUGCACGUGAAUGUUUCUUUUUUUUUUUUUCUUUUUCUUUUUUACUGUAUUUUUGCCGGUCGAACGGGUAGGUAUAGAUUUGUCCUGGGAUAAAAGGCAAUGGAAUGAAAAAAAAAUGGGUGGAAGAAAUAAAGAUGGUGUAAGUUUAUAGAAUGCUACCCCACCGAAACUCCGACUCAACUUAUAAGAAGUGGCACAGAAUUACUUGCUCUGAACUUCUUUCGAUUUUCCAAUUCCUUACUGACUGCUGACAAGGAUAUGAUGUGCAUAAUUUUUAAAAUUGCUCAAACCCGAUCUUGGAUUUCAAAUGACUGAAUAUCUCGCAUUUUAAUUUUACGUAUUAAUAUAGAUAUCGAGGAAGUUUUUCUCGAUCAUUUGAGGUACCGUUCGAGAUCGAAAACAAGAUAAGGGGAUACAAAAAAUGUAUGUCACACAUUAUUAUUGAUUAUUCUGUAUUACAUGCCCGACAUGUAUAGUUUGAAAUAACAAUUUUAGGUAACGUAUUUUACCUAAUCUUAUUCGUACACAUAUAUAGUCAUUCAUUUUUCAUAACAGUCAAGAGAAUAUCUACAAACAAAGAAUGAGAAGGCAAAUUGUACAUAGGAUGGGUAACCGAAAAGAGCCAGUAUUGAAUUGGAAAUUGUUUAUUCUUUCUCAACAGAAUCACGAAUGAUUGAUAUACCAGUAAAUAAUUCAGCUCAAUUUUAUUAUUGUACAUAAAGAUACACACUAUAUAAAUACCUGAUGAAACGUUUCACGCCUCCUCACCUGUUUACCCAGUUAUCCUUUCCUAUGACCAACUUUGUGCAUAAUCAUGCCCCUCCCUCCCCCCUCCCCCAGAUAGUAGUCGCUUAGUGUGUUUCAAUAGCGGCAAAGAGAGAGUGAGAGAGUGAGAGAGAGAGCAAUUGAGAACGAGAGAAAGAAAAAAAGAGAGAAAACAUAAAAUAAAAAUAAAAUAAAAAAGUAAUUGACUAUGAACAAUUAUGUUGUUGAAGAAUGAUUUUUAUUAUAAAUGAAAAAUAAAAUAAAGAUAUUUACAAGAAGUUGAUACAAGAAUUAAUCUAUCAUAAUUUUCGUAAUUCAUCACCUUUUACCGAGGACAUAAAUCAUCGGAUUUAAUUAGUAAUUGCCUGCGGAUGGUAAUUUUCUUUUUUUUUUUUUUCACCCGUGUCGUAAACUGGGACGGUAUCAUCAUUGUAAUCAACGACAAAUGUCUUUAUUGUUUUGUAUGUGACUGUGUGCGAGUUGAUAGAUCGUUAUUUAUAAUAAUACUAAAAAUUAAUCUUUAUCAAAACGACGUUUUGAGUAAUUUCGAAUUAUGUUUUAUGCAAUUCUGUAUCAAAUUGACCACAGGUCUGUAAUAUUUCAUUAUGUAACCGAUCUUGUUUUUUUCAACUUCAUUACUGCAAUGGGAUAUCGCAAGGAGGGUUUGUAUUCCCCGCUUAUUUAAUUAGGUACUAUUGGCUUGAUUCAAGCAAUUCGAGUUCGUGAUAUUAGCAUUUAUAAUGUUCUAAGGCGCAGGACGAUGACCCAAUAGUUAUCAUGA
Molecule: messenger RNA, 6352 nt
Organism: Neodiprion fabricii
Lineage: Eukaryota; Metazoa; Arthropoda; Insecta; Hymenoptera; Diprionidae
Gene: lgs
Product: protein BCL9 homolog
Exons: 9
Coding region: 1171-4791 (1206 amino acids)
Cellular component (GO): cytoplasm
Source: RefSeq, a predicted model, not a curated record